Trypanosoma rangeli is the source of this 366-nucleotide messenger RNA. RefSeq lists its product as uncharacterized. The transcript has a single exon. The record is from RefSeq and is a predicted model, not a curated record. NCBI's taxonomy places the organism in Eukaryota, Euglenozoa, Kinetoplastea, Trypanosomatida, Trypanosomatidae. Bases 1 to 366 code for a protein of 121 amino acids.
AUGGCCACCGCGAGGGGGCAGAUGGUGUCGGAUCUUGUAGAACACUCCACAGAGGUGCAUAUGAGCCUAUCCUCCCUGGGUGGCAGACGCGACAUACUCACACCAGCAUACCGGCUGCACUGUGCGCUGAACAGUGACUACGCCAUUAUUUUUGGUGUUGCAAAUUGUGCGGAAUCGUUUAGUGACCUGUACGCCCUCCCAGUGACUGAGUUGAUAAGGUCAUUUCGGGUGGUGUUGCAACGCGUAGAGGUGCAUCCGCCGCCUUUGCUGGUGUUACGGAGUUUCCCCACUUCUCUGGUGGCACCAGAACCAGCAUCGUUAUCGCCAUCGUCACCCAUCGCUUGCGAAUCUGCUUCUCUCCAGUGA